This is a messenger RNA of Rangifer tarandus platyrhynchus (Svalbard reindeer), 393 nucleotides long. The record is from the annotation of a GenBank genome assembly. Lineage: Eukaryota; Metazoa; Chordata; Mammalia; Artiodactyla; Cervidae.
AUGGUAAAGAAUCUGCCUGCAAUGUGGGAGACCCAGGUUCAAUCCCUGGGUCAGGAAGAUCCCCUGGAGGAGGAGAUGGUAACCAACUCCAGUAUUCUUGCCCAGAGAAUCCCAUGGACAGAGGAGCCUGAUGGGCUACAGUCCAUGGGGUCCCAAAGAGUCAGACACGACCGAGUGACAAACACACUUGUGCAUGGUAUUGUGAUCUUUCCGUUGCUUUUUAAAAUCUAUAACUCCUUUUUCACUGUAAAAUGUGCUUUACACCCUACCUUUAUUGGUUGCAUGUUCUCAACUAGAUGGAAACUCUGGGAAAGCAGAAACUGUCAUAUAGUUCCAUAUGUGUACAGCAGUCCUCAGCACCUAGGUGUCAUCUCUGAACACAGGCUUUCCUAA